Molecule: messenger RNA, 3315 nt
Organism: Cornus florida
Lineage: Eukaryota; Viridiplantae; Streptophyta; Magnoliopsida; Cornales; Cornaceae
Exons: 6
Coding region: 326-3133 (935 amino acids)
Source: RefSeq, a predicted model, not a curated record
UUCUCUGUCCAGAUCUAAAUAAUAAUAAUAAAACUCUCUCUACUCCAGUCUUCUAUUUUUCACUCUUUCAAAAUCCCUUCUCUCUCAUUUGGUACUGUUUCUAUUUUUGCCAGAAAAUCUCUCUCUUCUCUCUCUCUCCACUUGCCGUCAUCACCUCAAAACCCUAAUCGAGUAGGUUUAGGCAUUGCAGAUCUUUACAUUCGUUCUUCUUCUUCUUCUACUGAAGAAAACGAAGAGCUUGGAGUGUGUAUAUUGGGGUUUUACAGCUGAACAGUUUCUGAUGGGCUUCCUUUGAUCUUAUUGGUUUCGGGUCAUAAAUGAGAAAAUGGAGGCUGAGAAACGAGUAUCAAAGGGUGGCUUUCUUCACUUGUUUGAUUGGAAUGCCAAAUCUCGGAAGAAGCUGUUCUCAAACAAGUCUGAAUUACCCGAAGGUUCGAAGCAAGGAAAAGAAAAUUUUGAUUGUUCGGGUUUGUCACAGCUUCAGCAGAUGAAGGUGCAUGAGAAUGGGCUUUGUCCAAGUGUCAAAGAAAGUACUAGUGAUUAUAGCUGUGAUUUAUCAGUGAGUGGUGAUGAAGGACAUGGAACUAAAGCUCCUGGGGUCGUUGCAAGACUUAUGGGACUGGAUUCCUUGCCGACUUCUAAUGUUUCUGAACCCAGUUUUACCCCAUUUCCUGAGUCUAACUCUUUUAGAGAUUUUCAUUCCCAAAGGAUCACCACUAAUUUUCAGAGCAAGCACCAGAGCAUAAACUAUGUCAGUGUUCGAGACAAACUGGAAAGGUUGUCUAGGAAUCCUGUGGAAGUUGGGCUGCAGAAGGUGCAGAACCGACCAAUUGAGAGGUUUCAGUCUGAGAUAUUGCCUUCAAAAUCAACUAAAUUGAUUCCAAUCACUCACCACAAGUUGUUGUCUCCUAUCAAGAAUCUGGGUAUCCCGAGAAAGAAUGCAGCGUACAUCAUGGAGGCUGCUGCAAAGAUUAUUGAACAGAGUCCUCAGUCAACUACCAAGCAUAAGAUGGCAUCCUUUGGAUCUUCUUCAGUUCCUUUGAGAAUUCGGGAUUUGAAACAGAAAAUUGAGGCUGCACAGGAAGUAUCCAGGCUUCCUGAAGCAUCUCGAAGACCCAGAGAGCCCGGUUCUGUUAAAUACACGAAUGAAAAGCGUAGAGACAGGAGCCGGAGUCGAACAGAAAAUUCGCAACUGUUUAAGGCUUCUAUAGAUUCAGGAAAAAGCAGUUCUGACAGUUCUAAGAAUAAGGGAAAAUCAGUUUCUCUGGCAAUUCAAGCUAAGGUCAAUGUUCAAAGAAGAGAGGAAUCGACUGUGACUGGUAAUAGGAGUUCAAUGGACCUGAAGGAUAAUAACGAAGUUCAAUCGGACCACUGUGAUAAGAACCAACAAAAUGCGCAAAGGAGUUCACAAAAGAGAACUUUAACGAGAAGGACUUCUGAUGUGCUCAGGCAGAAUAACCAGAAGCAGAACGGUGUGUCCGAUAAAGACAAGGUAAAUUCGAAACCAUCAGUUUCCAACCCGCAAGACAGAAAAUCAUUGUCCAUGAAUGGUUCCCUCAGGCCAAGUAAAACUUCAAAUAAGGUUGUUACGAAUUCUGUGACUGCUAAUAGAAAAUCAAAGUCAGUGGCAACUGACACUGGAAAGGAACACUUGUCAUAUAAAACAAAGAAUUUAUCUCAGAAAAAGCAGCCUGUCAGUGGGGAUUUUCAUACUGACGAGCAUAUUGGUGAUAAUCAAUUGAUCAAUAAAAAUGAAAGGUCUAUCAAAUGUAAUAUUGCGGUUGAUGGGUGCAUGAACUGGGAUGCAGUUGACAGGAAAAAUAGCAUGGAUGUUGUCUCAUUUACGUUCACGUCUCCCAUUAAAAAAUCAAUGCCUGGAUCUCAGUUGUCUAGCCAAGUCAUUGAAAAUAACGACAGCAUUUGCAUUGAUCCUAAUAAUGAUCAACCUCAAUUGAAGCAUUCAACUUUAUCUUCUCCGGGGUUUAAUGUAAUUGGUGGUGAUGCUUUGAGUGAGCUUUUGGAGCAGAAGCUUAAGGAGUUAACGUGUAUAGUUGAGUCUUCCCAUAGUACUUUAGUUAACACAGCGGCUGCUUCUUGUUCUACAUCCAGUUUGCAAGAGUCAAUGUCGACUCUCAAGGUGUUUAACACCAUACCAGAAGAACAUGACAAGAGAUUUCAACUUGGUCUGCAGCAGGAUAAAUCAGAUGGCCUAUAUAACUUCAAGUGUUCUUUGGUUGAUGGACUGCUGUUCAAAGACAAACAGAAGUGGCAGGGAUCAGAAGAGGUGGAAGAGCAUACCAGUAACAACGGUGAAUAUGAAAAUGAACAUGUUUGUCCGUAUCCAACUUUAGUGUCAAGUUUGGAACCCUCUUUCUCAGAUGUAGUCUCAAGUUUGGAACUCUCAUUCUCAGAUGAAAGUUGUAACUCAUCAGACGGCAAAACAAGUAUCAGUAGCAGGGGCAGCAAGCACUGUUUAUCGGCUGAAGCUCAGGGAAAGUCCAAUUGCAUCUCUGCUAAAGUACCCGAACUGGUGGAAGGUGAGACAGAGCUAUCAGAUUCAGCCUCUUCUAUUUCUACAGGGUGCAUGGAUAGAAAGGAUAGAACUACUACAUUCUGUUACGUAGAUUUCAAGCAAUUGUCUGACUGGGAAUUAGAAUAUAUUAGAGAUAUACUUUGCAACGCGGAGUUGACGUUAGAGGGUUUUUCAUUGUGUCAUCCACACGAGGUCAUAAAUCCUGAUAUGUUUGAUCAGUUGGAGAAUCAGAGAACAGGAUCACACAAAAUUAUGGAAAAGUCCUCCAAGCUUGGGCGGAAAGUUUUGUUUGACUGUGUGAGCGAAUGCAUGGGAUUGAGGUGUGAGCGGCUUUCUGGUGGAAGCUGCAAAGAAUGGACAAGAUGGGCAACACUGUUUCGAAGGAAAGGGUGGUUGGCAGACGAAUUGUACAAAGAGAUAUCAAGUUGGGCAAGCAUGGGUGACUUGAUGGUGGAUGAGCUUGUGGACAAGGACAUGAGUACUCAGUAUGGGAAAUGGGUUGACUUUGAAACCGAGGCAUUCGAGGAGGGUGUACAGAUUGAGCAGGGGAUAUUAACUUCCUUGGUUGAUGAAUUGGUUACUGAUAUCUUCUUCUUCUGAAGCCCUUUCAAAAUGGUUCUGUUUUAUUUCAAAUCCAUUUUGUUACAUUUUGGUCAAUUGUUAAAUUUAUGAAUCUUAUAAUUUUUUGGUGUAGAAAAGAUAAUUUUAUGGGAUAAGGUAGAAUAUCUGUGACAAAGAUAAUUUUGUUAAAUUAACAUUCACACUUUCUUUUUGAAAGCCUA